AUGCCGCAUCUCUGCUCUCUCACCACCAGCAGCAUCUCUGCUCUCUCAGCACCAGCAGCAUCUCUGUUCUCUCACCAACACCACCAUCUCUGCUCUCUCAUCACCAGCAGCAUCUCUGCUCUCUCACCACCACCAGCAUCUCUCCUCUCUCACCAACAUCACCAUCUCUGCUCUCUCAGCACCAGCAGCAUCUCUGCUCUCUCACCACCACCAGCAUCUCUGCUCUCUCACCAACAUCACCAUCUCUGCUCUCUCAGCACCAGCAGCAUCUCUACUCUCUCUUCACCACCAGCAUCUCUGCUUUCUCAGCAUCAGCAUCUCUGCUGUCUCAAAAGCAGCAUCUCUGCUCUCUCAGCAGUCGACACCAACCACACCACCACGAUGAUGACCACCACCUGGGUCGUCCUUCUGCUGUGUCUGGUCGUCGUCAUCGCUGCCCCAGUCCCCCAGGACGACAACCCCAACCAGGGUCGUAUUCUGGUACUACCCCUGCCCACCAGUAUGGUUGCAAACAUACCCAACUGGAGCCUACCAUGGCCUCCCAUACCCACCAGUUUGCUUAAUAACAUACUCAACUGGAACCUACCAUGGCCUCCCAUAACAUUGUGCUCCACUACCAUAAUCUGCCUGUCCACUACUGCCACUGGGUAGUGAGUUAGCUCUCUCGUAGAUGAGUCAAGGGUGAGUCAGAGUGCCAAACGAUGUCCUCGAUGCUCUACUGAAGUCUCCCAACACAGGCUGACACUACUGAAGUCUCCCAACUCAGGCUGACACUACUGAAGUCUCCCAACUCAGGCUGACACUACUGAAGUCUCCCAACUCAGGCUGACACACUUCCCAAAUAUGAAAGAAUGAAGGAGAACCACAGUAGGCCUAUUGGCCCAUGCAAGGUAGGCGGCCUAACUCACACCCAUUCAUGCACCCAUCCACUCAUCCACAACUCUACUGCCAAACCACUGCUUCCCUAUAUCCUGUCUAAAUCUAAUACUACCCAACUUCACCCACAGCUACGAGUCCUGACUACGUUAGUCAUUUUCGACAAGUUAUUUAUACCCCCAAUAUUUUUUCCUGUUUUACACUUGUACAGUUUAAUCAUAUCUUAAUUCUGGGUCUUUCCAGAGAAUGUAAUACCAGAGCCUUCAGCUUAUCUUCGUAGGAAAGAUUUCUGACAAUAUGGGAUCAACUUUGUCAUUUUCUGUAUAUUUCCAGCGCUAUGUCUUAGAAUCCUUUCCCGUGAGGAUAGACUGAAGGCACCGAACCAGCUUUGUUUCCUGUGUGAUGGAAUAUGACAGUGUAACCAUCCUGUGUGAUGGAAUAUGACAGUGUAACCAUCCUGUGUGAUGGAAUAUGACAAGGAACCAUCCUGUGUGAUGGAAUAUGACAGUGUAACCAUCCUGUGUGAUGGAAUAUGACAAGGAACCAUCCUGUGUGAUGGAAUAUGACAAGGAACCAUCCUGUGUGAUGGAAUAUGACAAGGAACCAUCCUGUGUGAUGGAAUAUGACAGUGUAACCAUCCUGUGUGAUGGAAUAUGACAAGGAACCAUCCUGUGUGAUGGAAUAUGACAAGGAACCAUCCUGUGUGAUGGAAUAUGACAGUGUAACCAUCCUGUGUGAUGGAAUAUGACAAGGAACCAUCCUGUGUGAUGGAAUAUGACAGUGUAACCAUCCUAUGUGAUGGAAUAUGACAAGGAACCAUCCUGUGUGAUGGAAUAUGACAGUUUAACCAUCCUGUGUGAUGGAAUAUGACAGUGUAACCAUCCUGUGCGAUGGAAUGUGACAGUGUAACCAUCCUGUGUGAUGGAAUAUGACAGUGUAACCAUCCUGUGUGAUGGAAUAUGACAGUGUAACCAUCCUGUGUGAUAGAAUAUGACAGUGUAACCAUCCUGUGUGAUGGAAUAUGACAGUGUAACCAUCCUGUGUGAUGGAAUAUGACAGUGUAACCAUCCUGUGUGAUGGAAUAUGACAGUGUAACCAUCCUGUGUGAUAGAAUAUGACAGUGUAACCAUCCUGUGUGAUGGAAUAUGACAGUGUAACCAUCCUGUGUGAUGGAAUAUGACAGCAGGACACAAUUUGUCACUCAGAAGAUGACAGCAUUAUAAAGGACACUACUAACAUAUCCAACUCUUAAAAGUUGGAUACAUUAGUACACUGACUCACUGCUGCUUGUCAGUGAGUCAGUGUAACUUCACUGUUAUUCUGAGUUACUACUGACUCACUGCUGGUUGUCAGUGAGUCAGUGUAAACUUCACUGUUAUUCUGAGUUACUACUGACUCACUGCUGGUUGUCAGUGAGUCAGUGUAACUUCACUGUUAUUCUGAGUUACUACUGACUCACUGCUGGUUGUCAGUGAGUCAGUGUAACUUCACUGUUAUUCUGAGUUACUACUGACUCACUGCUGGUUGUCAGUGAGUCAGUGUAACUUCACUGUUAUUCUGAGUUACUACUGACUCACUGCUGGUUGUCAGUGAGUCAGUGUAACUUCACUGAUAUUCUGAGUUACUACUGACUCACUGCUGGUUGUCAGUGAG
This is a messenger RNA of Cherax quadricarinatus, 2529 nucleotides long. The record is from RefSeq and is a predicted model, not a curated record. NCBI's taxonomy places the organism in Eukaryota, Metazoa, Arthropoda, Malacostraca, Decapoda, Parastacidae.